Messenger RNA from Lepus europaeus (European hare), 1230 nucleotides. It is a transcript of the gene CD200R1, whose product is annotated as CD200 receptor 1. The record is from RefSeq and is a predicted model, not a curated record. Gene Ontology annotation, biological process: regulation of neuroinflammatory response. Gene Ontology annotation, molecular function: signaling receptor activity. The transcript is spliced from 7 exons. Bases 135 to 1100 code for a protein of 321 amino acids. NCBI's taxonomy places the organism in Eukaryota, Metazoa, Chordata, Mammalia, Lagomorpha, Leporidae. Gene Ontology annotation, cellular component: external side of plasma membrane.
GCCUCACCGCUGAUGGUCUAAGAGGAUUCGGCACUGAGAAGCUGACUGGAGGGAGCCUCGUAAUGCUCACAGCUGCUUAUCCACCUGUAUGGAGGAAAAGUAUCGUGUGAAGGGCUGACAAAAAGAAAGCAGACAUGGUCUGCCCUUGGAGAACUUCUGACUUAUGGCUCCUACUGAUUUUAACCGUCUUUUUGGUGGCUGUUUCGAGUACUUCGUGCAUGCAUGGAAAGCAGACGACACAGAACAUUUCGGCCCUUCCUGCAGAAGUUAAUACUUCACUGACUGUGCUGAUGGAUACAAAGGCUGUGCUCUGUUGCUAUCCUAUCCCAUUGACAAAUGUGGUGCUAAUAACAUGGGAAAUAAUCCUCAGAGACAGGCCGACCUGCAAAAUAUCCUACAAGGAAGAAACAAAUAAGACCACAGGCGAAUGUACUAAGGCAAUCACCUGGGCCUCCAGACCUGAUGUAAACCCUGGACUUCAGAUCCACCCAGUGGCUCUCAGUCAUGACGGCUAUUACAGGUGUCAAAUGGCAACACCUGAUGGGAAUUUCGAUCGUGGGUAUCACCUCCAAGUGUCAGUUUGCCCCAAAGUGACGCUGUCUCCUGUGAAGAACAGAACCGCGGCGUGCAAGGCUGUUGCAGGGAAGCCGGCUGCGCAGGUCUCUUGGGCCCCCAUAGGGGACUGUGUCACUGAGCAGGAACAUUGGGACAAUGGCACAGUGACUGUCUGGAGUACGUGCCAUUGGCCAGAUAGCAAUGUGUCUGCUGUGACCUGCUCUAUCUCCCAUUUGUGUGGCAACAAGAGUUUAUCCCAACGUCUGCUUCCUGAUCCUAAAGGAACAUCACAUGAAUAUAUUCUAUAUAUCAUCUUCCCUAUUGUUCUUUUGGUCGUCAUAGGAACCAUUUGGUUUUUGAUUUGUAUCUACAGAAAAUGUAAGUUGCGAAAACCAGAAGCUACUCCUGCUGUUGAGGAGGAUGAAAUGCAGCCCUAUGCCAGCUACACAGAGAAGAGCAAUCCACUCUAUGAUACUACAAACAAGGCAAAGAUGUCUCAGAUGUUACAAAGUGAAGUUGAUGGCAUGGGCCUCAAUAGUUUAUAAGUCAUUGGAAUUAGCACCAGGGAAAAUGAGUCAAGAUGCAUUCCAAAUAUUCCUUUGAUUUGCUUAUAGUUCCAGAACAGAAGAUCUAUAUUAACAUUAUAUUGCAAAACAGUCCCUUAGAAGAAAAAGA